Molecule: messenger RNA, 1127 nt
Organism: Tachysurus vachellii
Lineage: Eukaryota; Metazoa; Chordata; Actinopteri; Siluriformes; Bagridae
Product: proline-rich protein 5-like
Exons: 9
Coding region: 187-1122 (311 amino acids)
Biological process (GO): TORC2 signaling
Cellular component (GO): TORC2 complex
Source: RefSeq, a predicted model, not a curated record
CACGGGCACAAUUAUUCUCUGUGUCACAAGAAACUAUCAACUCUGAAUGUAAACUUUUACACAAAGAUUGUUCCAGAAAGAUAGGAAUAAAGACUGAAUACAUCAUUCAUCUGUAAACAACUUUGCUAUUUCUAUUUAGAACUUUGUGUAGAAUCUUUGCGUAUGCAUUGAAGCAAAGCAUCGAAGAUGAGCUCAAGUCAGCAGCGAGUUCCUGGCUCGGGCACCGUGACCCUGCCAGCAUUACCUCAGCCACAGUCUAAAUCCAGUGUCAGUGAUAUGAACAGUAUCUAUUCUGCAGUCAUUAAGGUGUUUCGAGGUGAAGGACUGCAAAAGAAUGAACUCUACUCCUUAAAUGAGCGCAUCAGGUGGCUUUUAAAAACAGAAAUGGGGUCAUUCAUUGAAGAGUAUUUCCAGAAUCAGCUUCUAAUUAAAGGUUUUAGGUCUAUUUUGGAAGAGGUUCAACUACAUGAAGGAAAAGAUCAGCUAUUUUUCUUAGCAGAUGUAUGGAUUAAAUUUUUCUCAGAAAUCCUGCCCACACUCCAAGCUAUUUUUUAUCCACUACAGGGUCAUGAGUUCACAGUUAGGCAGAUGGCCCUGCUAGCCUUCAGGGAUCUUGUCCUGAUGAGGCUUCCACUGGAAGAGCUACUCCCAACCAACCUUUCUCUGCUCCCUACAUCCAUCAGACAGAUGCUGCUAAUCUUACAGGGAGUCCAUGAGUCUAGAGGCCCCUCAAUGGAAUACUUUCGCCUUGAGAAAAUGCUGGAAAUGGUGGUUUCUCCCUAUCUGUGGAACUGCAAACAAAAAAGGUACGAUGAAAAAAUCAAAGAACAUGCACACCUCAUCCAACCUGAGAUAAAAAUCACACAGUUUAUUUCAGAGGUCUCUCUUCUGACUCCUUUACUGGAGCUGGAGGGAGAGGGUCAUGUGGAGAAAGGAAGCAGUCUCCGACGUCGUUCUUUAUCUGAUGACAGAUCUGGAAUCACUGACAUGGAGCUUCUCACUGUUACUAAUAUGAUGCAGUCUGGGUUAGAAAAGUCAUGUUUGACGAUUAAUGAAGUGAGGGAAGAGAAUAAGAGGGAUUGCUCUCGAGUCAGUCACACAUUUGAAAGCAAAAGUUUUUGAGAUAC